Messenger RNA from Quercus robur (English oak), 1036 nucleotides. Its product is annotated as heterogeneous nuclear ribonucleoprotein 1-like. The coding region runs from base 393 to 851 and encodes 152 amino acids. The record is from RefSeq and is a predicted model, not a curated record. The transcript has a single exon. Gene Ontology annotation, molecular function: RNA binding. Lineage: Eukaryota; Viridiplantae; Streptophyta; Magnoliopsida; Fagales; Fagaceae.
AAUGCCAAACAAGUCCACAACUUCUCAAAACUAACCAGUUUGGCCCAAAGUACAACUUAAUCUCUAAACAAACUUAACAGACGUUAUUUUUUAACUCUCCCUUCUCUCUCUUCUCCUCUCUGACCCAAACUUCUCUUCUCUCUUCCGUAGUGUCUAGGCCGAGCCCAAGUCGGCGUUGUUUCAAAACAAAACCCUAACCCAGUAAUCGCUUCUCUUCGCUUCUCGAUUCCACUCUCUCUCUCUCUCUCUCUCUCUCUCUCUCUCUCUCUCUCUCUCUCUCUCUCUCUCUCUCUCAUAUUAACAAAAACACACAGAAAACCAAAAACAGAGAGUUUUUCCAUUUUGAGCCUCUCUAAGAGAGAACACAUAGAAAAGAGAGGCAAAAAAGAGACAUGGAUUCAGACGAAGGAAAGCUAUUCAUAGGACGCAUAGCAUGGGACACCAGCGAAGAAAUCUUGACUGAGUACUUCACCCAGUACGGUCAAGUCACCCAAGCCGUUAUCAUGUGCGAGAAACCCACUUGUCGCCCUCGUGGUUUUGGCUUUGUUGUCUUCUCUGACCCUUCUGUUCUUGACCGUGUCCUCCAGGAUAGGCACACCAUCAAUGGCCGCACCGUUAGUCUCUUUCCUCCCUCUAUUUGCAUUCACUUUCUUGUUUCAAUUUUUGGUUUUCAGUUGUUUUUUGUAUCUGGGUUUUGGUUUUUGAAUUGGUUUGAUUUGGGUGGCUGUGACUGUGACUGUAAAUCUGUGGUGGUUGGGCUCCUAUUUAUGGUUUUGGUUUGUGGUGGUGGGCUUUGUGACGAUGGUGGUGAGGCAGUGGUUUUGGCCUCAACGAGUGGUGGGUUAAGAUAGGGUGAGAAGAGACAAGAGAAUUUUGGGUUAGAAAGGAGAAGAGACAGAGGGGAGAGUUAAAAAAUAACGUCUAUUAAGUCUGUUUAGAGAUUAAGUUGUACUUUGGGCCAAACUGGUUAGUUUUGAGAAGUUGUGGACCUGCUUGGCAUUACUCCAAACCUCAGGGGUAGUUAGUGAAAUUUACC